CACGAAACUUCAUGAUCGUUGGCUAGAUAUAAUACAGUUAUCACUUAAAACUUGCCAACCACUUCCUGUGAUGCUGCUUCUGCUUCUAACACUUCCAUACCACUUCCGUUAAGUAUUAUUACCCGAGCCAGCAUCUUGUAUGAAUCGGCUCGCUGGCAUCUCCAGGCAUUUACCAUCAUCUUCCUCACCAGUCCUCCACACUUCUGUCAUCCGCCCAUCGCCACUUAUCUUGAGAACCAUCGCAAGCAUGCCGGCCUCUCACUACAACGCCCUUUUCAUCGGCUCCGGUCAGGGCGCCAACCCGCUAGCCAAGGCAUUCGCCAAAGCCGGCAAAAAAACCGCCAUGGUUGAGCGCUCCUCUGUAGGCGGCACAUGCGUCAACGUCGGGUGCACACCGACCAAGACGAUGAUCGCAUCGGGGCGAGUGGCGUACCUUGCCAAGAGGGGCACAGACUACGGCGUGAAGGCGAGCAGGAUCGAGAUCAACAUGGAGCGAGUGCGCGAGCGCAAGAGGGCUAUAGUAGAGCAGUGGCACAGCGGGAGUGUACGCGGCCUGGAGGCGGCGGGCGUGGACAUCUUGAUGGGCGAUGGAAGCUUCAUCGGGGAGAAAACGGUAAAGGUGGCUCUAAACGACGGCGGAGAACGGGUGGUAACUGCCGACACCGUGUUUGUGAGCGUCGGUGCCCGGGCGUCGCGACCAGAUACUCCCGGCUUGGACAAGGUCGACAAGGCACGCGUCCUGGAUUCGACCUCCAUCAUGGAGCUCGAUGCAGUGCCGAAGCACCUUGUGGUGAUUGGCGGUGGAUACAUCGGUCUCGAGUUUGGGCAGCUGUUCAGGCGACUAGGUGCCGACGUAACGAUCAUCCAGAGGGCAAAGCAGCUGGUGCCCCGGGAGGACCCCGACAUUGCGGACUGCAUGCUCAAGAUUCUCGAAGGGGAUGGCAUUGCAGUUCAUCUGUCCAGCACUGUGCAAUCCGUCUCAGCUUCUUCCGCGGACGGUGGCUUGCCCUUCAAUGUCAACGUGCAGACACCAUCGGGGAUGCUGGCAAUUCCCGGGUCACACAUCCUGCUAGCGGCAGGCAGAGUUCCGAACAGUGAUUCGAUGAAUCUACCUGCUGCCGGUAUCAAGACUGCGUCAAAGGGCCACAUCGUUGUCGACGAUAAGCUCCAGACCUCGGCACCCGGAGUGUACGCGCUCGGCGACGUCCACAGCGGCCCAGCCUUCACACACAUGUCGUACGACGAUUUCCGCAUCAUCCGCACCAACCUCCUGCCCGGCACCAUGUCUGCCACCACGCCGGCCAUGCCCACCACGCUGACCUCCCGCUCGCGGGUCUUGACGCCGUACGUCAUGUACACGGACCCGCAGCUCGGACAUAUCGGAUUGCAUGCACGAGACCUGGAGGGCCGGAAGGUAAAGACGGCAAGCAUGCCGAUGAGCUACGUCGCACGGGCAUCGGAGACGGACGAACCGCGUGGGAUGAUGAAGGCGGCGGUGGAUGCUGAGACGGGCGAGAUUCUUGGCUUCACCUGCUUGGGAAUUGAAGGAGGCGAGGUCAUGUCCAUCAUGCAGACGGCGAUGAUGGGCCAGCUGAAGUGGUGGGACCUCGAGGCAGCAGUCUGGGCCCAUCCAACCUUGGCGGAGAGCUUGAAUAACCUGUGGGGGUACUUGGAGUAGAUAGAUGAUUCAGCUAUAAUUACAAUCUCUGUCACAGAACUAGUUAAACAUUGUCCAACCCGUGGCCAUCGCCCAAUCCUACAGCCUUUCCA
This is a messenger RNA of Phialemonium atrogriseum, 1770 nucleotides long. RefSeq lists its product as uncharacterized. Gene Ontology annotation, molecular function: flavin adenine dinucleotide binding; oxidoreductase activity. The transcript has a single exon. Bases 140 to 1678 code for a protein of 512 amino acids. The record is from RefSeq and is a predicted model, not a curated record. Lineage: Eukaryota; Fungi; Ascomycota; Sordariomycetes; Cephalothecales; Cephalothecaceae.